Lolium rigidum is the source of this 1513-nucleotide messenger RNA. Its product is annotated as protein SRG1-like. The transcript has 4 exons. The coding region runs from base 252 to 1319 and encodes 355 amino acids. NCBI's taxonomy places the organism in Eukaryota, Viridiplantae, Streptophyta, Magnoliopsida, Poales, Poaceae. The record is from RefSeq and is a predicted model, not a curated record.
ACACUUAGACGCCUGCUUUAGGGGAAAAAAAGGUUCCACCCUGAGAAAAAAACUUUUCCAUCAUGUGCAUUAUCUUCUGAUUUUUUUUAGUUUUAGUUCUAGCGGUUGGUGGCUGGUCUACUCACUGAUGACUGUGCGGACGGAGAAGAAGACAACUUCAUCUUGCUUACUGCAGCCUCUUCCUGCAAGAGAGCACAACAACCAAAGAGAGGGCAGACCAGGAUCCUCCCAAGAAAUAUCCAAGAACUCCGAUGGCUGAUGAGUCAUGGAGGCUGCCAAACUCUGUGCAGCAACUGGCUUCCACCGUGCAGGAACCACCAAGCAGGUACUUGCUUAGAGAGGAAGAACCGCUUGGUAGGAACCUGGCUGGUACCGAGAUGCCAGAGCCCAUUCCAAUGAUCGAUCUCGGCCUGCUGUCAGCAUCCAACGAUGCGGAUGAAGCCGCCAAGCUGCGGUCAGCGUUGCUGACUUGGGGAUUCUUCCAGGUUUCCAACCAUGGAAUGGAGGCCUCUCUAAUGGAUUCUGUGAUGACUGCAUCAAGGGAUUUUUUUCGCCUACCGCUUGAAGAGAAAAGGAAGUACAGUAACCUAAUAGAUGGGAAACAUUUCCAGAUGGAAGGGUAUGGAAAUGACCAGGUGAAAACUCCAAAUCAAAGACUGGACUGGUCCGAUCGACUGCAUCUUAAAGUUGAGCCAGAAGACGAGAGAAACCUUGACCAUUGGCCCAUACGUCCAGAAUCUUUCAGGGAUGUUCUACACGAGUACACAUUGAAGAGCAAGAGAAUCAAAGACGACAUCCUUCGGGCGAUGGCCAGGCUACUGGAGCUUGAUGAAGAUUGCCUCGUUAACCAGUUCAGCGACAAGGCUCUAACUUAUGCUAGAUUCAAUUACUAUCCUCCAUGUCCAAGACCUGAUCUUGUGUUGGGCAUAAAGCCUCACUCUGAUGUCUUUUCUCUUACUGUUCUUCUCAUGGAUAAAGAUGUCCAAGGACUGCAAGUUCUUAGAGAUGGAACGUGGUACAAUGUCCCAACUGUAUCUAACUACACCUUGCUGAUCAACGUUGGUGUUACAAUGGAGAUAAUGACCAACGGGGUCUUCAGGGGGCCAGUGCACAGGGUUGUGACAAAUGCUGAGAAAGAGAGGAUCUCGGUGGCUGUGUUCUAUGGCAUGGAUCCUGAGAAAGAGAUUGGACCAAUAGCUGAUAUGUUGAACGAGGAGCAGCCGGCGCGAUACAGGAAAAUGAAGAACAAGGACUUCCUAGUCGCGCACUAUGAACAUUUCACUCGAGGAGAGAGAGUUGUCGAUUCAUUAAAGAUAUAAGUACGGUGGCUUUGGUUUAAAAAACAGAUAAACUUCAGUAAGGGGUGAAUCUGGUGGGGAAAAAUCCGGUUUAUAUUGAAGUUUGCGUUAACUUGUUUCUACGAGAAUAAGCAUAACCCUGGGACUACAAGCCACAAAUGCAGAAGCCAAAGGUUGCCAAUGUCAGAAGAAAAUAGAUGACUGAAUCCAUGUCA